Plenodomus lingam JN3 is the source of this 660-nucleotide messenger RNA. The record is from RefSeq and is a predicted model, not a curated record. Lineage: Eukaryota; Fungi; Ascomycota; Dothideomycetes; Pleosporales; Leptosphaeriaceae.
AUGAACACAGAUGGAGGCUGGAGCUGCAAGCCGGCUGCUGAAGGCCGAAGUUCUGUGACUGAUCAAUGUGUAUACUCAAUACCAAUCAGUCUGAGUAUUCAACAAGAGCAGUACAUGCUUGAAGCUGAUAUCUGUCCAAGUGAUGCGGAGCUCAAAAGCCCAUACAAUACUGGAUUGUACGAGUCUCUGUCCGAUCUUGGUCAGCAAGGAAGCAACUCAGUUAGUGAAGAGGGUCGCGAGACCACUCAAGGCCCGCAUAUGAUUGCUGUAAUCGCCCUGCCGUCUACUGCAUGUCGAAAAACAAGUUGGAGGUUGAUCAUGGGAACGGUGAUAGGGAAGGUGAGGGUUACCCUGGCAGCCUCACCUCUCAAUCUGGACUUAGCUCCGAAUUCUGUAGACGAGGACCGGCGCCAGCCAGCUCCUGUCACCACGCUGAAUGUACAAUCACACAUUUCAGCUGGAAGGGCUAUGACCAAGAGGUCCCAUGAUAUUGCCACGAGUUCGCAUGCAGGACAUUCAGAUCGACAAGCGUCUGAUGAUGUAGAGGGCAAUGGAAGUCAGGACGAUGCAAAUGGGUCUGCGUUGAAGAGGCCUCGAUCAUUCAUGGCUACCUUGGUCAGUGUGCCUUCACUGUCUAUUCCCGCUCGUGUGUUGACUUGA